CUCUUGUAUGGCGCGCGUCAGUUAUCCACUUCCAGGUUGUGUUGUUCGUUAUAUCAUCUAUUGAUAGUACACAUACAGACUCCCCUUAGGCAUCGCAUUUUAUUGCUUUUGAUAAUAACCUGCCUUCGUUCGUCACGCCAUCGCAACCGCCAAAAUGGCGGACAUGAAUGAAUACAUCGCUACUGAGACGAUUAAAGCAGAAGAGAAGAUAUCCAGGUACCGACCAGGUGGAUUUCACCCUAUUGCUCUUGGCAAUUCCUUUAAACAAGGCCGCUAUACUGUCGUCCAUAAACUUGGCUAUGGGGGGUUUUCUACGGUAUGGGUUGCAUAUGACGAUAUCCUUCAUCAAUGGGUGGCUCUCAAAAUCAUGACUGCUGCAAUCACCGAGACAUCUCGAGAACUCAGGUGGUACGAUGCGUUGGGGGCAUGGCGCCCAGACAGCCUAUACUCUAAGUACAUUGUCCGAUUACUGGAUCAUUUCAUUAUCGAAGGGCCAAAUGGUGCGCAUUUGGCCCUGGCAUUUGAGCUUAUGGGUCCCAAUCUCAGAUCAAUUGUCAAAACCGAGUACCACAAUCGCGCAGAGGUUGAUCCGACAACCAUCCUGAAAAUGACAGAACAUGUGCUCAAAGCGCUUGAAUUUAUCCACCAGAGUGGAUUUGCACAUGGAGAUAUAAGCACCAAAAAUAUGGCAUUUAAGGCCGAGUAUCUGUCAAAGAUGACAAAAGAAAAGCUCUUCGAGGUCCUUGGAGCUCCCUCCGUUGGGAACGUGGCUCGCGUCGAUGGGCAACCACUCGCAGAUGGAAUACCCCACUACCUCGUAGGAAGCGCAACCUGGGAUGGAUGGGUUAGCGAAUGUGACGAGGACUUUCGGCUUCUUGACUUUGGAGAAUGUUUUGUUCUCGGAAGGGAACCUGAGAUUAUCACCCAGCCUGGGGGAUUAAUGCCACCCGAAACUGUUCUCACGGAAGGGUAUGACUACAGAGUAGACCUGUGGCGUGUUGGCAUUGUGAUCUACUCGUUUGUGUUCGGAGGACUCCCAUUCUAUUGCAUCGGGGACAGAGACAACCUUGUUAUCCAGAUGAUUGAAUUUAUCGGAGACCUUCCACAAGAGUGGAAGCCCAGCUUUGAUCACUUGAGGAUUGACUUCAAAAGACAGCCUCUGCUAGAGGGUGACCUUCGUGUUGACCGAGGGCUCGAAUACAAAUUCAAACAUCAGAUCCAUGAAGCCGAGCUGCAGCCCCUCCUCCCUGUUAUUCAGGGGCUGAUGAAGUUUAGGCCGUCCGAGCGAAUUUCGGCUCAGCAAGCUCUGGAGAUGAUGAAGUCCAGGUAGCGUGGGGGCAGAGUUAUUAUGGCAUGUGCGGCGCGCAAAGAGGCUGGCGGAUUACCUCGAUUAAGCGGGCGUUUAACGGAUAUAUUUUUUCUAAGACUUGUUUCAGUACCAGCGUCGGUCUAGCCUCUCAUUAUUACAUCGACAUUUGGG
This is a messenger RNA of Pseudogymnoascus verrucosus, 1480 nucleotides long. RefSeq lists its product as uncharacterized. Gene Ontology annotation, biological process: spliceosomal complex assembly; regulation of mRNA processing; protein phosphorylation. Lineage: Eukaryota; Fungi; Ascomycota; Leotiomycetes; Thelebolales; Thelebolaceae. The transcript is spliced from 5 exons. Bases 155 to 1330 code for a protein of 391 amino acids. The record is from RefSeq and is a predicted model, not a curated record. Gene Ontology annotation, molecular function: ATP binding; protein kinase activity.